This is a messenger RNA of Paramisgurnus dabryanus, 5489 nucleotides long. It is a transcript of the gene mical1, whose product is annotated as microtubule associated monooxygenase, calponin and LIM domain containing 1. NCBI's taxonomy places the organism in Eukaryota, Metazoa, Chordata, Actinopteri, Cypriniformes, Cobitidae. The record is from RefSeq and is a predicted model, not a curated record. Gene Ontology annotation, molecular function: FAD binding; protein binding.
GCCGUGCCUUCAGCCUAGUAGGGUUUGUAAAUGGCCGUACUGCUUCCUCAGGUAAAUGAAAUCGGUGCUGUGACACACACAGUAAACAACGAGACAGCAUAAGAACGGCUUGUGUUUUAUGUACAGCUGCUUUCAAACGACUCAGGGUUACUUCAUAAAGCAGGCUCCACCACUCUCUCCUCACAAUGGCUAGCCAGCCAGACCCUGUCAAUCCCAGCCACGCUCUGUUUGAUCGAUUCGUCCAGGCCCAGACUUGCAAAGAGGCCCUGCAGAACUUCAGUGAACUCUGUCGCCACCUAGAGUUGGACCCUAAAGACUACAAGCACUUUUACAGCAAACUCAAGGACAGACUCAACUACUGGAAGGCCAAAGAUCUUUGGCAGAAAAUAGAUAAGAGAGCCGCCCAUCCAGAUUAUGAACAGGGCCAAGUCUGUCGCCAAAACAAGUGUUUAGUGUUGGGAGCUGGUCCGUGUGGUCUGAGGACUGCUAUAGAGUUGGCCUUGCUUGGUGCUCAGGUGGUUGUACUGGAAAGAAGGGGAUCUUUUACCAGAAAUAACGUUUUACACUUGUGGCCCUACACCAUCCGUGAUCUGCGAAACUUCGGCGCAAAGAAAUUUUAUGGAAGAUUCUGCACUGGCACCCUUGAUCAUAUCAGUAUCCGUCAGCUGCAGUUGAUUCUCCUAAAGUUGGCUGUUCUUUUGGGUGUUGAAGUUCAUACAUGUGUGACUUUUCAAAGACUUCUCGAACCAUCAGGAACCACAGGAUGGAGGGCAGAAGUGUCUCCAAACUCUCACCCAGCCGGUGCAUUUCAGUUUGAUGUUUUAAUCUCAGCUGGAGGAGGACGUUUUGUGCCUGAUGGUUUUAAGAUAAAGGAGCUCAGGGGGAAACUGGCUAUCGGUAUCACAGCAAACUUCAUAAACCGUCACACUAAAGAGGAAACUCAAGUGCCUGAGAUCAGCGGAGUCGCCCGAAUAUACAAUCAGAAAUUCUUCCAAGAGCUUCAGUCUGAGACGGGUAUUGAUUUAGAAAACAUUGUCUACUACAAAGAUGAAACGCAUUAUUUUGUCAUGACUGCAAAGAAGGCGAGCUUGUUAAAGAAAGGUGUCAUAAAACAGGACUUCACCGAUGCAAACCAGCUGCUCGCAUCGGCAAACGUCAACCAGGAAGCCCUGCUUCAGUACGCCUACGACGCGGCCGACUUCUCCACAGAGCACAUGCUGCCGGACCCUGAGUUCGCACUGAACCACGCGAACCAGCCGGACGUGGCCAUGUUUGACUUCACCUCCAUGCACAGGGCAGAGUACGCCUCUCUGGUCAAAGAGAGAAAGGGGAAAAGAUUGCUCAUCGGAUUAGUGGGUGACUGUCUGGUCGAGCCAUUUUGGCCUCUGGGCACUGGAAUCGCUCGUGGUUUUUUAGCUGCGUUUGACGCUGCAUGGAUGGUGAGAAACUGGGGCAAAGGUCUGCCGCCUCUUCAGGUUCUGGCUGAGAGGGAGAGCGUGUAUCAGUUACUUUCUCAGACCACACCCGAAAACACCAGCAAGAAUUACAACUCAUACAGCAUUAACCCAUCCACACGUUACCCAAACCUUAAACUGUCCUCUAUCCAGCCCAGACAGGUCAAGCAUUUGUAUGACUUAGAGGAAGAUAUAAGCAAAUCCAGCAAACAGAAGAAACCUAUUUUAAAAUCAAAGCCCAGACAAGAGUCGAUCAGGCGUUUGGAUGAGAUGUUGUCCUGGUGUCAGAGAAACACAGCCGGAUACGAUCGCGUGAAGGUGACAGAUCUGACCGAAUCUUGGAGAUCCGGCCUGGCUCUUUGCGCUCUCAUCCACCAUUUCCGACCUGAACUUCUUGACAUGUCCUCACUAGAUGAAUCUGAUGUCACUAAGAACAACCAGUUGGCCUUUGACCUGAUAGAAAGAGAGUUUGGGAUCGCUCCCGUCAUGCGUGCCAGUGAUAUAAGUGGAUGCAAUAAAAUCGAUCAGCUUUCAAUGGUCGUGUAUCUUACACAGAUCUGCAAUGCCCUCAAUGAAAAGCAAACACCAGCAGAUCAAUCUACUAGUCUCUCGCCCCACAACAAGAGCCUCUCUCUCUCCAGAACUCGAACGGCUGUGUUGUUUCUCAACAAACUCAAGCACAACUCCCUGCAAAGACGCAAGGAGCGCCUGACAUCUAAACAAGGAUCAGGAACAGAGAAGAUGAAGGAGAAAGAGGAAGGGAAUGAGGUGAAACAGGAAAGUCCUGUGAUGCCAAUGUCACCGUCCGAUAUGGGCAACGGUGAGCUGUGUUAUUUCUGCCAGGAGCGUCUUUACCUGCUGGAGCGAGGGAGCGCUGAGGGCAAGAUCUUCCACCGGGGCUGUUUCAAGUGUUAUCAAUGCAGUUCCACCCUCCGGCAGGGCGGAUACACCUUCCACCCCAACACGGGGAGAUUUUACUGUGAGCUGCACUCAGAGGCUGAGGAUGAGGAAGGUGAUGAAGAGCACAGAGCUUCACAGGGUCAUGCUGAGAAUGGCACUAAAGUGAGCGAAAAUGACGAAACAAAACAGAAUGAUGAAAAUGUGCGGACUGAAUCCCCACUCCCACGUAUAUCAGUGAGGCGGAAGGGCUCGUAUAAAAUCUCUGUUGACCCGGACUUUGAAGAAUCAACAGAAUCCCCAACCCCUACAAAGCAGAUUGACCAACCACCAUCCAUCCCUGACGAAACUCACGCACCAUCAGAGCUCAAUCCAGAGAGCCAACCAGAGUCCACGGACACAGAGAGCCACCACGCUAACGGCGGCCCAUCAGAGUCUGCCACCCCGGUGCCGGCCCCUCGGAAUUCCAAAAAACCACUGCAUCCUCCGCUUCCAAAACCUCGCACUGUCCAUAAUGUUGUUUCCCAAGACCCAAACACUUCAGAGAACCAGGACCAGAACCCAGAGGUCCAGAAAGGUCCUCACAACCUCACACCAGACUCUAAACCCAAACAGUCUCUGCGCAAACUUCAGCUGAGCCAAGACGAAAAGACCGAUCUUCUCAACCUAAGCUUCAGCCAGGACUCGGACUCGGAGACGCCUGCUUCUUCUUCUGCUGCCUCGACAUCAUCUUCCUCCAAGCAGCAUGAAGGUGGUGAGGAGGAAAAUUACUGGAGCGGAUGUACCCCGGCAGGGAAAAGCCUGCGCGAGCUACGAAACCGCAAAUGCUUAAGGCGAAAGAGCGAGCCACCGAUCUCCGUCCAAUCGCAGCACGGCAAACCCCGCUCAAAGUUUUCCCCCUGGAAUCUGUCUUCACCACGACUGCACCCGCGCUUCAGUGUGCUCAGAGUUGUACCUUCAGGACAAGCCAAGCUAGAUCAUUACGUAUCAGAAGAUGAAGUUGAAGGUGGUGACGAUGAUGACGAUGAUGAUGAUGAAGAGGAUGAUGAGGAUCUUCAAAAUGAAGAUCAUUUUCUAGAUUGCAGGGGAGCACAGUUUGAGAUUUCCGAGUCUCAGAAACGAGAUCUGAUGAGAAUGAGAACUCUAGAGCGGAAAGCAAAGAUGACCGAAAUUCAGCGUUUCCACAAAGCUCAGUCGAUUCAGAGGAGGCUGGAGGAGAUCGAGGUGACUUUUAAAGAUCUUGAAGAGAAAGGAGUUGAGCUGGAGAGGACGUUGAGAGGAGAGGCUGGAUCAGGUGACUCUGAAACGAUAAAUAACUGGAUUGAUCUGGUUCACGAGAAGAACGAUUUGCUUUCAGAGGAGUCUGAUCUCAUGGUGGCGUCUCGACAGCUGGAACUGGAAGACAAACAGAGCAUGUUAGAGAUGGAGCUACGCAGAUACAUGGAGAUGGAUGAAUCUGAGAAAACCCCAGAACAGCGAGCACAUGAGGAUCAGGUCCUGCAGGAGAUGUUGGAUGUGGUGGACAUGAGGAAUUCACUGGUGUCCUUCCUGGAGGAGAAGAGACUGAAGGAACUCAACGAAGAUAUUAUGGUAAACUCGGUCAUGGAAACCAAGAGGCAUUCGACCGCAGGAUCCCAGGUGCACUGGGCCUGAUGGACCUCAAACACACUCGGUGACAUCAUUAUUUACACCUAUUACAUAAAUGCACCUUGUGAUGUGCCGGCAUAGAUCCACGCAUUGCACAGCUGUGUCUUUUAUUUCAAAACCAAAGGCAUAAAUCCAGUGUGCACAGAUGUGGUUACGGCACCAAAACCCAGAGAUACUCGGGUGGUUGCCGUUAAAAUACAGAUUCUGAAGACAAUGUGGUGAAAGUACACAAUCUGGCUGGACUUAAGUGGGAAGUGUCUUGCAUGAACCCAAGGGAGGUUAAUAACACAAGCUCAAACACAGGCUAUAGGCGUGCACAAUUGUGCACAUCCAUCCUGUGCCAUUCGACUAUUACGUCGAUUUUUAUAAGAUGUUUAUCGACGUCGCAGGUGUUUUGGAUAUCAAAAUCUCCUUAUCAUUAUUAUUAAAAUAGAUAUAAUAUGUAUCUACACAUUUCUGAUGUCACAUUCAGCCAAAAUGGUGAAACUUGUUGCGGCAUCUAGAUAAUAUCACAUCUUAAACAGCACUUGCAUUGUAUGCUUAUGAAUGUACUGUAAUACAGCUUUGCAACGUUAAGAUAUUUAAUAUCAACAUGGGCUUUCGUGCAAUGUACUCUGUAUUUUUCCACACAGUUAAUUGUCAUCAAACAAAAGAGAUUAUGGAUUAUUAUUCAUUGUUUUUAUAUAUUCUGCAUGAUCAUUGUUUUGACUAUUAGGGGUACAGUAUGUGUGCCUGACUUGGUCACCAUAUAUUUAUCUAUAUAUUUGGAAUUAUGUAUAAAUGCAUAUCAUUAUUUAAAAAAAUAUUUAAAAUAUAAAACAUAACAAAUUCAUUUUAGAGAGUAAAUGGAGGGUUGGACUGCUUCCAUCAACACUUUACAAACAACUUUACUGUUUGCCUAAAGUGAAAACUGUGGGACGUCAUCGGAGAGUAAAUUUGUGGUAUUGUUUGGGGUAGAGUGGUGUACUGUUUACUUUAGUCCUUCGUUCUUUGUAUUCUUUCAAAUAUUUUUGCAUCAGUAGUUUUUCACUAAACACGCUAAUAAAAAUAUAUGGCACUUUAUGAAUCUUUAUUCUCAUAUCUUUAAGGUGCUGGUGGUGUCAUAAAAAAUGUGGGACGACUCAGCCAUUCUUGAAUAUGUUUAGGUGGUCUUGCAUUAGACAAAAAAAGAUACAUAUUUUUUUAGUGAAUGUACAAUGUCAGUUUCCCUAAAGUUCACACAUAUAACAUUUAUUAUGAACGUGUUUGACAACCAGAAAAAUACAAAAUACUUUUGUCAAACCGAAUAUAAUGUUGUUAAUAUUACUUAAAAUCCAGACUUCUAUUUUGUAAAAUUGUGCUUGUGUUAUCUUAAAAUGUUGAUAUUUUGUUAUCUAAUGCAGUGACAUUCAUAUAUUGCCCUACUGUACAUUUCAUGGCCUCUGUAUAAAUCAACAGGAGUUUGUUUUUUCACUGAUAGCCAUUAAAGAACUGAUGAUUGGGAAAAUGUUA